UAGAGUGGUGCGAUAAACAUUACAUAACGUCGUUCUCAAAAACGUAUAUUGUCUGUGUGUCUUUAGUUAAAAAAUAAAUACGCAAAAUAUAUCGUAUCUCUAUCAAUAUGUUUUGUUCGAUGUUAUUAUAUUUUUAUGUCUGUCUAAUAUUGUUCAGCUGUAUGACAUACUAAGUACAGUAGGUAUACCUACAUAGGUAUACCUCCCUACGUGUAUAAAGUGGUGCACGCGUGUGCAGACUGCAACUACUGCAGCUAACUCGCGCUGUGAGUUGUGACCAUCGAAGUCAGCACACAUCAAAAAAAAAAAAAAAAACCGAGAGGCAGUCGCAGUACAACCGGACGGACGAUCUUGUCAAACUAUAACUGCUAACACUUGCAGUGUGCGUUGGUCGUUGAUAUCGUAAAAGAGGCUGCACCGCUAAUGAUAAAAUAUAGAGACACAUUGUCGCAGUGGCAAUAUCUCGCACGACCUUCCAUUUAACCAUCACAUACUCCAUUCGGGUGAAUCAGAAUCAGGAUCAUUUCCAAGUUACAGGGACGACUAAUUUUUCGAUAAUAAACGAGGGCAUGAGGAAAAAAUGACGGCUCUAGUUAUAGAACCAACUGGUCGUUGGGCGGUAGGGCUGCAGGUGAGCAUGUUGGCGGUUAUGGUGUUAUCACUGGCAUGGACGCCCGCAACAAGUGGCGCCAGGAUAUUGGCCGUGUUCCCGUACAACGGCCACAGUCACUUUGCCAUGGUCGAACCGCUGAUGGUCGCGCUAUCCGAACGCGGUCACCAUGUUACCGUGAUCAGCCCGUUCCCGCGACGCAAAGACAACGUCGGCGGAGGAGGCCGGUACGUGGACGUGGACGUGUCAGACUCGCUUCCGCCAGUCAUCAGCCAGCUGAACGUGACCAAGGAGUUCGGACACCGCGUUGAUCCGGUUACCGGGCUUCGGGAUCUGUGCCGAAUGAAUCACCGGGUGUGCGAAGCCACAUUCGAACACCCAUUAGUCCGUGCGCUGAUCCACGAGCCCCGCACGUUUGACGUGGUGUUCACCGAAGCAUUCGCCACAGACUGUUUCUCAGCGUUUGCGCACGCGUACGACGCACCCCUGGUGUCCAUCCGGACGUCCAACUACUCGCCGCAGCUCAACCAGCGCGUGGCCAACCCGCAGAACCCAGCGUACCUGGUCAACCACCUACUCACGUACACCGGCCACGGCAUGUCGUUCGCCCAACGGCUGAUCAACGCGCUGGCCACGCACUUCGGAGCGAUCGGCUUCCAUGCCUUCUCCGACGGCCCGUCCACCGAACUGGUCCGGCGGCACUUCGGUCCCGGCACACCACCGGUUCCUGAAAUCACGCGCCGACGCACCGCACUUGUGCUGGUCAACGCCCAUCACAGCUUGACUCAGCCCAGGCCAACGGUUCCCAACGCCGUAGAAGUGGGUGGCUUGCACAUCACACAACCUGCAGAACUUGAAAACGCGGCCAAUGAAUGGACAGAUUACUGUGAUUUGUGCGACCAAGGUGUCAUUUACGUGUCUUUUGGUUCGUUGUUGAAGGGAUCGUCGUUUCCGGUACAGUUCACGACGGCAUUCGUACGGGCUUUCGAAGCGCUACCGUAUUGCGUGCUGUGGAAAUACGAGGGUGAAAUGAUAUCCGCACGAAUUAAAGUGUCCAAGUGGAUGCCCCAACAGCAGAUCCUAAGCCAUAAAAACGUUAAGGCAUUCAUAACGCACGGUGGCCUUAUGGGCGUUAUGGAAGCUGUGCACUUUGCAGUGCCGAUGAUCGGCAUACCUGUGUUCGGCGAUCAGCAGUCGAACGUCGCCGACUGUGUUGCAAAAGGCAUAGCCAUCGGACUGGACCAUCAACAGAUAACCGUAGAAAAACUGAUCAAAAGCAUUCAGUCUAUCAUCAUGGACAGCAAAUACAAGUCAAAGGCAUCCGAGUUGUCAGCAAGAUUCAGGGACAGGCCAUCAAGUGCACUGGAAACAGCCGUGUUUUGGACUGAGUACGUGAUCAGACACGGGAAUUCGACCAACACUGCAUCUCUGGCGAUGGAUUUUGAUUUUUAUCAAUAUUUUUUGUUAGACGUGGUCAGCGUCGGGCUGUUGAUUUUGUUAUUUUUAUUUUACAUAGCGUGCCAAGUAAAAAAAUGUAUGCAUUAAAAUAUUAUAACGGCGUGUUAUUCGUUACGCGAUUAAAAAAAUCCGUAAAUAUCCAAAACCGAAAUGCACACUUAUUAUUAUAAGAAAUGAAUUAACACGUUUUGUUAUGUUAUCUACCAUAACAUACCAUAUUUAUACACCAUAUUAUAUAAAAUUAAGUUACUAAGUUUAUAAUCACUGCAGCUAAAAUCUAUUUUUACAAUAUUAUACAUAAUAAUAUAAUAAACUGUAUAUAAAAUAAACAAAUUGAGCAA
This is a messenger RNA of Acyrthosiphon pisum (pea aphid), 2409 nucleotides long. Its product is annotated as UDP-glucuronosyltransferase 2B37. Gene Ontology annotation, molecular function: UDP-glycosyltransferase activity. NCBI's taxonomy places the organism in Eukaryota, Metazoa, Arthropoda, Insecta, Hemiptera, Aphididae. The transcript is spliced from 6 exons. The record is from RefSeq and is a predicted model, not a curated record. The coding region runs from base 581 to 2155 and encodes 524 amino acids.